GCGGGAGGCUUGCAGGCGCUGUUACGUUCGAGACCUUCCACCAUCUUCACGCAGGUUCUACCGAUGAAAACAUCAGAGCCGGAGCCGCCUGUUCGCCUGUUGCCGCCCGCCUCUCCGGGCCCGAGAACGGGCGUUCGGCGCGACUGCUCCCCGGGCGCGCCACCGAUGCGGGAAGUACCGCCCUUCUUGAGCGGAAGCCAAUAGGAAGCAGCCGGGGCGGGGGCAGCAGCCAAUCAGCGGCGCGGACGCUGCGCUCAAUGGGAGCGCUGCGCGCUCGGAUGCCGUCAGUGGGGGCGCGGUACGGGAACACGUGUUCGGGACCGGCCCCGGAUCGAACCGAACGGCCGAACCGGGGCCAUGGAGCUGCUGCCCCGCAGCCCCGGGGAGUUCGGCUCCGCGCGGUAUUGGGACCGGUUCUUCCGACAGCGCGGGCAGCGGCCCUUCGAGUGGUACGGGGCGUUCCCGGAGCUGUGCCCUGUGCUGCUUAAGUACGUGCGGCCCCGCGACAAGGUUCUUGUGGUCGGCUGUGGGAACUCGGAGCUGAGCGAGCAGAUGUAUGACACAGGGAUGUGUGAGGACAUUGUGAACAUUGACAUCAGUGACGCCGUGAUCCGUCAGAUGCAGGAGCGGAGCACGAGCAAGAGGCCAAAGAUGAGCUACCUGCAGAUGGACAUGCUUCACAUGGACUUCCCGGAUGCCCACUUCCAAGUAGCCCUCGACAAAGGCACGCUGGAUGCCAUACUCACCGAUGAUGAGGAGGUCACUCUGGCUAAGGUGGACAGGAUGUUUGCUGAGAUCAGCCGGGUCCUGCAGGUGGGAGGGCGCUACCUCUGCGUCUCCUUGGCUCAAGCCCAUGUGCUGAAGAAAGCAGUGGAAUACUUCUCCCAGGAGGGCUGGGUAGUGCGUGUUCAUGAAGUGGCCACCAGCGGGGACAAGCAGCAGUUUGUCCUGCCGGUCUUUGUCUACGUCAUGACAAAGUUCAGGAAGAUCCCUGGCUCUGCACUGCAGAUCCUGGAGAUCUGCUCCGAGGAGCAGGACAAGCCACUGCGAUUGGAGAGCGCAGAGCGGCUGGUGGAGGCGGUGAAAGACAGGCAGCACUACGCCCUGCUCUGCAGCCAGGUCAGCAAAGCCCCCUGUGGGGAGCAGCUUUCCCUGGAUCUGUGCGAUAAAACCAGUGGGAGGCCCCGCUACACACUGCAUGUAGUCGACAGCCCUGCGGUGAAACUUUCCCGUGACAAUCGCUUCGCCAUCUUCAUCAUCCCGCAGGGCAGAGAAACCGAGUGGCUCUUUGGAACGGAGGAAGGGCGGAGGCAGCUGGCUGCCAGCGCGGGCUUUGGGCGCCUGGUCACCGUGGCCCUGCACAGGGAGCAGCACUACGAGGGCAUGGCCAGCAUCCAGGCAGAGCUGUCGGGGAAGGUGAUGGAGCUGGCCCCGCCAGGCCUCCCUGCCCGGCAACAGGUGCCCUUCCUGUCCGUGGGAGGGGACAUUGGGGUGCGGAAAGUAUGGCACUGUGGCACCAGCCCCCUGAGUGGGGAGUUUGUCGUGGAGGACGUCAAGGGGAACGAUGCAUGCUACUUCCGUCGCCUCGUCUUCCUCAGCAACAGGAACGUGGUGCAGUCGGAGGCCCGGCUCCUGGCCCCUGCACCUCCCCCAGGCCAGAAGAAACGGAAGAAAGACAAGAAGAAGCCUUGCCCUGCGGAGCCUCCUAUGGCAAUUGACAAGAGCUACCUGUGCUGUGAGCACCACAAGGCCAUGGUGGCAGGGCUCUGCCUACUGGGCAGCUCUGACCCCCUGCCAGGAGCCCCAGUUGCAGUGCUGGUGGUGGGACUUGGUGGCGGCAGCCUGCCCCUCUUCGUCCAUGACUACUUCCCGCAGGCCUGUGUGGCUGUAGUGGAGAUCGACCCCUCCAUGCUGGAGGUGGCCACGCACUGGUUUGGCUUCUCCCAGGAUGACCGGAUGCAGGUGCACAUUGCUGAUGGCCUGGACCACGUGGCCAAGCUUGCAGCUGAAGCCCCAGCUCAGUAUGAUGCCAUCAUGUUUGAUGUGGACAGUAAAGACCUCACAUUGGGAAUGAGCUGUCCACCUCUGGCAUUCGUGGAGAAGCCCUUCCUGGAGAAAGUUAAAACCAUUCUCAAGCCAGAAGGGGUCUUUGUGCUCAACCUGGUGUGCCGUGAUGCUCGGCUGAAGGAGUCUGUCCUGGCCACCCUCAGGGAAGUUUUCCCCCUGCUCUAUGCACGCCGCAUCGAUGAGGAGGUCAAUGAGAUCUUGUUCUGCCAGCCGAACCCCAAGAGCCGGCGGGACCCUGUGGAGCUCACAGUGCUUGCCCAGGCACUGGAGGGGUCAAUGCAGCAGUUGGGGCACUCUUGGGACAGUUCGUAUGCGCUGGCAGACAUGCUGCAGGCCAUCACCAUCCUCUGAGAGGUGCCCUGAUGCCACUUGAGCAAAAGGAGUGCCUGCAUGGUGCUGCAGCUGGGACAUUGUUGACCCUGCAGGGAGCCAGUGCUGGCCUGGUGCCUGCCUGAAGGAUGCAGCUGGCAUGGAAGAGGGCUUCCUAUAGCAGGAGGGAGCCCGGCGUGCCUCCUGGAGUGCUGAGGCUCUAUCUACUCUUUGCAUAAAGCAGAGCUGGGAGAGCAGGGAGCUGCACUGCCCACAGGACAGUGUUGGGGUGGCGAGGGGAAGAAGGUGCUCCAGGGUUGGCAGGGCUGUGUGUUUGCAUCUAUCCCCACUGCUUUCCUGUUGUGGUUAAAUGUCACUCUGACCAUCCUCUUCCCUUCCAGCUCUGCUUCUUUCCCAUAUUCUUCCACACCUCCAGGAGCUCUGCUUGUUGGCAUCUCUGCAAACUCCCAGCUCUGCCCCGAGGCUGGUAGCAGAUGUGUAUAGAUGGGCUGAGUGCUGUGAGAAUAAAGCUCAGGACCGCUCUUGAGGUUCACAGUGCUCCACCAGGUUUAUUUCUUGCUAGCAGUGAUGGGACACUGCACUCCAUUUGGUGGGUGAUGCCCCUGCUGCUCUGGGGCAUGCCAGGUCCUGCCAGGCUGUGCAGGGAGUUGCUUAGAUCCCAUGUCCGUUGCUCUUUGCAUUAUUCUCCUUCACGUAGCAGGACAAGUCAGUGCCCCACUUUCUCCUUUGGCUGGCCUGCUUCUGUGCAGAUGCUUUUUUUUUUUCUUUUCUUUUUUUUUUUUUUUUGCAAAGUGCUUUUGAUCCUCCCCAGGCACUCAGAAUGCUCAUGAGUGUCAGCGCUCAGAUUUGGGCUGGCCGGCUCGCUGCUGCAGACAGAUAAGCUGUGACAGCUCUGUGCUGCUUUGUGCUCUGCCCGGGGCUGCACGCAGUCGCCGGUCACUGGCAGGGGCAAGGCUGGAACACAGCUUGUGCAGCAGUCUGUCCACCCUGCGCUGUUCUCUUCUAAAUCUCUUUAGUCAUUAGCACUUUUUUUUUUUUGAAGGAUGUCUAUUAUCCAUCCAGCUCAGCGACAACAAAUUUCUCAACUCUUAUCAGCAGUGCUGCAUUCAAUCUAUUUUUAACUCUGUUUCCAAUCCUCAACAUAAUUCCAAUGACACAGAUUAGCGUGCAUGCCCUUUAUUUUAUCUAAACCAUUUCAUUUCUUCCCCGGCAGCUCGCACAAAGCGUGCGUUCAUCCCUCCUUUGUCCAGUUCUGCAUUUCUGCUGCGUUUCCUAAUUGCUGUGUAAUGCCACAUCCUGUUGGAAAAACAAAAGGCAUCUAUUGGGAAGAAAGUGGCGAUGAGACCUCAGUCCGUUGCAGCUGUCCUUGCAGUCACUGACAGCCCUGCAGUGUUGGUCAAGAAAUAUAUUUCAGUUAGAAAACCAGCAAAUAUCUAAUGAGUGCUGCAGUUACCUGAAAUUCUCAGUAGGUGAAAGCGGAAUAAUUGAUCAGUAGAAAUUCUUUCUCAGGGCAGCAAAAAGGGGGUAGAUAACGUAUAUUUUUGGCAGCUGUUUUGCUGAGUGUUUUGGCAGUAUACUAUGUUUGCAUCCUUUACUCUUCACUUCCUUCCUUUACAGCAUGGGCAUAUUGUAAACAGGGGAGCUAGAAGCAAGCGCUUCUGUCACUUAGCAACUCUGAUGGUCUUGGAGAUGCUGACAUCUUUCCUUUCUUGAUUUCCCAGCACAAAAAGAAAGCACUGUGUAAACUGGGGCAUGGCUCAGCCCUGAGUCUGCAGCCAGCCCCAGCUACUGGGGGCUCAUCCUGAGCUGAUUUCCUCCAGAACUAUGUACAGCAAGCUCUGCUGGCUGAGGAUGCAGGAGGUGUGCUGUUGAGCUGCAGCGAGGGGCUGCUGCUGCUUCCCAGGUGCCCUCAGUGGGAGGCUGCAGGGAAACCUCUCUGCCGACUGCAGUGCAGCACAGCCUUUCUUGUACUUUCAGUCUCUUUUGCAGCGUGAGGGUCUUCUUUCUAAGCUGUCUUCGCUGGCAGAUGCACCAUGUGAUGCUGGCUGGCAUGGUAAUGCCAGUGCUGCAAACCUGCAGAGCCAGGCAGUAGUGGAAACCUGGGAGCUCCCCUUGCAGCACAGGCGCCAACCCCACGCCUCCUGCUUCAUGCAGAUCAGCUGUAUGAAAAGCUCCGUAAGACCUUGGGUUUGGAGCUGAGUCAAGGAGAGUGUGAGGAAGGUCCCUGGAGAGAUGGGAAAAUCAUGCAUGAAGGAGCGUGCCUCUUCUGAAUGUGGCCCGGGGGAGGAUGCAACCUUGGCUGCGCUCUGCUGGCGGGGGGAGUGUGCCUGGCUGCUCAUUGCAGGCAUCUGCGUCUCCUCUGUGGCAGCUCCUAUAUAACCCUGUUCUCUGUGAAGAGAAUUGUGCUGGCGUGCAUUUAUAAAGCAGCCUGGGGACCUGAACUGAAAGUCCCAUUUUAACGUCACGCUGCCUGGUUUGGAAGAGCUGUUAGUGGGUAAGAAACAGCGACAGCUGUGCUCUGAAACCAGGCUUUUCUUCCCAUUUAUUUUGCUAUAAGCUAGGGCAGGAUAUACUUGCUAUCCAUAGACUUGAUCUGAAAUGCACUGGAGGCUCCUGCCAGCUCUGUGAACCUGGGGACCUGAGCAGGUAGUGCUGGAGCCGGUGACAUCUAGAGGUGCCACCUCCCUUCCCACCAUGCUGGGAGAGCUGGGGCCAUGAAGGUCUCAUCUCCUUCCUGAGCACAAUGUAUGACAAAAGGAAGUAAGAACCAGCGUGGGGCACUGAAGCCUUGUGCUCCUCAGAAAAACAGAGACCUGGAGGUGCCUUCUCUUUCCUUUGCUGGCAUCUUGAGCUGUUAGAAAACGUGUAUCCUUGGCAUAGCAUGUGCAUACAUCAUGCAAAUGUUUGUGCUUUUGCGAGGAAGUGGGAAAGUUACAUUCUGACUGCCUCUGUUCUGGGAGAGGGCAGAUUUUUCUAAGUGAUGGAAUCACAGGGUAAGCAUGGUCAGCUUAGCCAGAAACAGUGGAAACUUCACGGACUUCAGGGAAUAAUUUAAUCUUUUUCUAGUAAUUGAUGUUUUCUCAUUUAUUUUUAACAAGAGGAAGGAAACAAAGACAUAAAAGCUACUGGAAAGGACAGGUCCCCAGGUUACCAGUUUCAGGGUAGCACAGCGUUGCCCCCAGGGAUCCUGCCAUAUCCAGUGCUUGUUUCUCUUGCACUGAGGGGGGCCUGGUGCCAGGCUGCUCCUUUCCUGACAGUAAUGAUUUCAGAAGUGAUGGGAAACGUGCCUACACUUGUGCUGGGAGGGUUUUGCCAAAAUGUGAUGCUGUUGUUCCUGACUCCCAGUAAGAACCCAUUGGCUGGAAGAAGGCCAAAAAGCUCUUCUGUUGCCUCCUGGCACAGGCUGCUCAGGCGGGAGCGUGAAAAAAAAAUUCAUGCUGUUAAUUGGCAUAAUUAUGCCAAUAACCCCAGGCUCCAUCUAGAUAGAAAGGAACACAAGGCUUUUCCCAGAAGGGCAGAGACAGAGUAAUAAUACCUCCUUAGCCUGAGAUAAACACAAUUCUUCCUCCUUCGAUACCAGGCAGCACCUUCCCUUGCCAUGAGGACAAGUUCAGCUCUUACCUUACCCUUUGCAUGGAGACAGGCUUCAUGAUGAGCUGAGGUCUUCAUGAAGCUGAGGGGUUGUGUCCAUGCUGGCAGUGUGCCCUCAGCCCCAGCUGUAUGCAAGGAUGGCUCCAGGCCUUGUGCUGGGCUCAGCUCCUUCUGUGACUCCGUCCAUAGCUGUCUGUCUGUACCCCCGGCUAGAAGCAGGCCCACUGAAGGGAUUCACUUCUUAUGCUCACUGUGAGGUCCAGCCAAGAUGUUUUGAUCGCACUCCAGACCGUCAGCGCCUGUCAGCGCUUGGAUGCUUGCAGCUCCUCGUUGUUUUGCUAUUCGUGCUGAGCAAGCCCGUGUCUGGCUUAGCACAGAGGAUCGCUUCCAUCACUGCAGGGCUCUGCAGCCUUGUCUGGAACGUCUCUGUGUUGUGACGGCUGCCAGUCAUCGCAGCUAAAUCUCAUUGUUAUUUGCUGUACCUCCAGCUUGGCCUCACCACACAACUCAUGCUGAACCCACUGCACUUCUUUCCCUCUGCGAUACGAAGGCAGCCUGUUCCCAAACCCAAGGUUCUCCUCCAACUGCGCUAUGGGGUAACGUUACACCUCAUAACCACCCAGCCCGACAGAACACGCUUUUCCCUGCGGGGCUCACCGCACGGAG
Lagopus muta (rock ptarmigan) is the source of this 6654-nucleotide messenger RNA. It is a transcript of the gene METTL13, whose product is annotated as methyltransferase 13, eEF1A lysine and N-terminal methyltransferase. The transcript has 8 exons. Bases 358 to 2418 code for a protein of 686 amino acids. The record is from RefSeq and is a predicted model, not a curated record. NCBI's taxonomy places the organism in Eukaryota, Metazoa, Chordata, Aves, Galliformes, Phasianidae.